UAUGUCUAGACACCACUUUUUGCAAUUCGAAACUUCACAAUUUCGUCUAAAAGUACUUAAAACUACAAAGUAUCCAACUUUUAGCCAAGAAAAUAUUUUGACAUUGCAUAAAAAUAAUGGGCCACAGCAAGAAAAUUUAAGUGAUAACCAAAAUUGGCAACAUAAAAAUUAUGAAUUUGGAUAUAGCAAUACUUCAGACUAG
Molecule: messenger RNA, 202 nt
Organism: Dentiscutata erythropus
Lineage: Eukaryota; Fungi; Glomeromycota; Glomeromycetes; Diversisporales; Gigasporaceae
Source: the annotation of a GenBank genome assembly